GAUGGUUCUGAUUGGUCAGUGAUGUGAUCAGGCCGCGUGCACGUGCAGAGCUGGGACUGAUCAAGCUGACCCCAGAAUUGAGCUCGUCAUGCUGUCUGUAUUACUGAGUGAAGGUUAAAGCAGCUAAAACCUGGAGCGUUUCUCAGAUCUGGAGGCUUAAUUGACAGCCGCAGAUAUUUGCAUUUAGUGAUUGAAACUUAAACGGGUUGUAGAACAUGUGGUACCCUCCUUCCAUGAUGGUACCAGUUUACUUAGAGGCAAGCGCGCGCAGAACUGCAGAUGUGCCUGCUGCAGUCAUGUGGCCCGUCAUACCGUUUGAACAGCACUUGUGCUUUGCUAUUAACGACAUGGUCGGGUUUCGGGAGCAUCGCCUGUCUGUUGAGGAUGGAAGGAAAUUUUUGUUGAGCAAGUCUGUGUAUGAUCUUGUGAAAGUGAGCCACUUUCUGGAGUUGACUGAUCCAAAGUUGCUUGGUUGGUAUCUCUCCUUACCUGUGGAAGACAGGAAACUGAUACAAGAAGAAGGAGGACUCCUUCAGUUUCUGCAUAGACAUCCUGCUCUUGAAGUAUCUAGACAUAUUGUUCAUUUAAAGCAGCACGUUAUAGGAAAUUGCCUUCCCCUUCCAGCACCUGAUAUGUCUUCAAAACUCGAUAGAUCAAGACGUGCCACAUUUUAUGGCAUGUCACAGUGUGUAAAUUGUGGCACGAGUUGUCCGUCUGGUGCUAAAAAGUGCAGACGCUGUAGCACGCUGAUCCUAAACCCAGAGGAAAAUGUUUGCAUAUCUGAGGAAGAAAAGACACUUCAGUUGCUACCAAACAACGUACGAGAGGAGCUGAAUCUCUUAAAAUCCAAGGGACAUGUCAGUGAGGAUAUGUCAAUGAAAAGUUCUCAGCAGUAUGAUUGCACGCAGAGCACCUCGAAUAAUUUGUCUGCCACUCGGAUCACCCUUUUAAACAGUUUCCAGCAAUCGGAGCAUCCAAGGAAGAACUCUAGUGAUGGCCAGCUUCUGUGUCAGAUGUGGGAGGAAAGAGUGCCGUGUGAUGGCAAGGAUUUCAGAGUAUUUAAAGAUCCCUCAGCACAAGCAAGCUUUUUGCUUGACAGGGAGCUUGAGAUGCAAGGCCACAGUCAAAGUGCUCAUGACCAGGUACCUCUGCUGCCAGAUACCAGUUCAGAUUUUCCUAAUCUAGAAGAGGAGACAUUGCCAGAGUAUUACAGUUUUAACAGCACCACAAUGGAGCACACGUCUGCCCAGUGGAGUGACGCCACUAAUACCUCCAUGAUGGCCACUAAAGGCAGCACUGAGGCAUCCACCACUGAUGAGUCUGUGGCCUGUGGUGCAGAGAAUGGUACAUUCCCUGAUUCUGUAUCGUUCCUCAGCAAUUCCUCGGAGUGGACCGAUCUCACAGAGGAUUGCCAAAAUCUCAGUAAUGAGGAUGACCUGGAAUGUGAGACAAAGACAGAUGAGUAUCAUAGUGUGAUUGAAGAAGAAGCCUCAAGCUCAGCAGCCUGCAUUCCAUGCAUUAAUCCCAGCUGGUCAGCAUCUGGCCAGUGUACUCGAGAGAGUGAGUUUACAUGUGAGGGGUGCAUUUCGUCUGCCAGCCUGAGUGAGCUAAAUGUCAAAACCACAACAGCGUGUGAGGUCGCUCCUGUUUCCCUCAGUGUGAGCCAGGCAGUGGAUGCCAGCAAUGAGUUUAGAGCUUGUUUUACAUCCACCCGGGCAACAGAAAUCACUCAGGACUUCUUUGUGAAGCAUUGCCAAGAUGUUUCCACUGGUACUGACUCAUGUCCUGUUAACCAGGAGACACAGACAAUUCAAAGGCCCACUUCUGAAAAAUACACUAUUACUGACGUCUACAUGUCUGACUUGGAUGCUCUUUGUGAGGAAUUUGGGAAACUCAGAAUGAUGGAAGAAGAGCUAAUGCAUUUAAAGGAUGAAAUGGCAAGAUCUGGUCCUGGUACUGCUGGAGGGCCCAGGAGUGAACAACAGAAGAGUAGCUGUGGAUGCGGUGCUGUUCCACGUGCUAGAUGGGCAGAGCUGCGUCUGCUGGCUCUGCAGUUUGCCAUGUGCCAGCAACAUUGCUGGAGGCGCUUCUACACAUCACCACAGGGUGAAACUUCACUUGAGGGAACCAAAGCACUGCCUGAUGCAAUGUCACAGACCCUGAAGAGCCUGGAGGACAAUUACUUCAAGAUGAAGAGGAAGAUACUGGAAGGGGUUCCUCUGGAUAAUCUCAAGCCUCUGUCUGUGGACACUAAGAGAUUAACAGCUGCAACGUGCUACAGGCCGUCUUUGAUUUAUGAGGCUUUUUUAGGUGACAGUCUGCCUGAGUUUUCAUUCAAGCCCAGUGGUCUUGAAGAUGAGGGCCAGACUAACCAAGCCGAUGAGGUGUUGAAUAUAAACACCACAGACAGAGGACACCUCAACAAGAAUACAACAGCUUCUUGGCAUGAUUCUGCAACAUUGUCUAAAACUGCAAGCAGUAAGAGAAGUAGAGGCGUGCCUGGUUCCAGCCAACAACCAGGAAUCUCUAGUGAUGCCAAGCCUGGUGCUCCUAAAGACCUCAACAGCAGUGAUGCCUGGUUUGAUGCAGAGGAAGAACUUGGAUGUCCUAGUCAGAGUUGUAAAGAAGACAAACAAACAGGGCAGAGAGAUCAAGGGGACUCGGAGAAGGAACAAAAAGUAGAUGCAAACAGAAAGAAAGAUCAGUGUUUCUUGCUUUGUGUCUCAAACUUGCCAAACAGUAUUACUGAGCAUGAUCUGCUGCUUUGGUUUGCGAAGUACCAUACCAAUCAAGUGUCCCUUUCCAAUUUUAGUAACACCAGGGUUGCAAUAGUGAGUGUGAGAAACCCCAAGGAUGCUGAGGCUGCAGUACGAGAGAUGAAUGGCCGAUCCAUUCAAGGCCACACUCUUCAUGUGGAACACAUCCACAAGUCUCCCGCAGAUGGUCAGGCCUCCGUCAAAAAGUCCUGCGUUCAGCUUUCCCCAGCUGCCCAUAAAGCAGGAGAAGGGCCAAUCACACAAUGCUCAAAUAAUAACUUUCAUGGCUCCAGACCACUCCGCUCCAGUCUGGAUAAGCUUACCAACAUAUGCACUACACCCACUGCAUCAGGUACCUGUGUACCACAGCACUACGGAACCAUGGGCAGCUUCGACACAAUCAUGGCCCAGUUAACAGAGCGCCACCCAAAAAUGGGCAGACAGCGGAUCGUCAGUGCUUUGCUGGAGCUGCGGGCAAAGCAUCAUGGUGUCCUCAGUGGCCUGCCCCUCAGAGAUAUAGUGGAUAUGACCUCUGAACUUCUCACUCACUCAACCACAGACUAAGCAAGACAAAGGUCACAUUCUUUAUUGGUGUAUGUUUGAGUUUUUGUGUUAUUUGCGUUGGUUUGGUAUUUUUAGGCAUUGAAUAGGUGUCUUGGUUCUUUUAGGCAUUUAAUAGCCUUAUGAUUCUAACUAUAUGUUUGGCUUUUUAAUUUGUGGAUUUUCAGAAAGUGUUGUUACAUGGUAGAAUUUCUAUUUUGCGAAAAGAUGUACUAAGAAAAAAUGAUAAUUGUUACUUUUUAUAGUAGGCUUACCCAGUUAGAAUUCAGUUAGAAAAUAGUCUGUUCAAAACUGUUCAAUAUACAGUGGAGUGUCAGUUUGUUAGGAACACCUAGCUUGCACUAAUUGGCCAUUUCAGCAGGUACACCUACCAAACAUGUCUACUGACUGGAAUUUCUGUUCAGUUUGUCAACCACUGCAAGUCAUUGAUUGACAGGAUAGAGGGGGACAAAAUAUACAGAUAACUUCUGAUUGGCUUCACUCAGUAAUUACUUAAGGUUGUCUUGUAGGUGUAUCUACAAAAAAGGUAAUAAAUCAAGGAAUGCAUAUCUAAUUAACUGGCAGCCCACUGUGUUUAGUUUUCAGUACUAUGUAUAUAGUUGGCCAGAAAGGUGAAUCAUAUGAAAAGCAAAACCAAUUUCCUUAUGUUCCAUUAUCAAUAAAAACAUUCUGUGCCUGAAAUGUAACACUGA
Pangasianodon hypophthalmus (striped catfish) is the source of this 4009-nucleotide messenger RNA. RefSeq names its product RNA binding motif protein 44 (gene rbm44). The transcript has 18 exons. Gene Ontology annotation, molecular function: RNA binding. The record is from RefSeq and is a predicted model, not a curated record. Lineage: Eukaryota; Metazoa; Chordata; Actinopteri; Siluriformes; Pangasiidae. The coding region runs from base 216 to 3320 and encodes 1034 amino acids.